GGGAACGAUUUUUUGAAACGAGAGGAGGUUAGAGGAGCUUGGAGGAGGUUAGAGGAGCGACGGGAACAAACCCUUUAUAUACCUUGGCUGAAGCCAUGCCUCGAUAGUCGAUAAAGGCUGAGACAUGGGAUCAUCUCAGAGCUCACUUAACUUCUCAGAGAAGCCAGUGGAUGCUCACCAGCCAGCAGCCAUGGACGUGGAGCGGCUGCGCGCCGAUCUGAAGGAGGCCGGUCAGGAGCACCUACUGCAGUUCUGGCCGAGCCUGGAGCCCGAGCAGCGCCAGGCCCUCUAUGAGGACAUUACGAGCAUGGACCUGCAGGAGGUGAACGCCUUCUACCGGCGCACGCUGGACGAGGCCGAGGACCAGGAGAAGCUGGACGACAGGCUGAAGCCGGUGCCGGCAGAGGUGUUCGGAUCGGUGGUCCGCUCCUCCGCGGAGCAACUGGAGGCCUACCGGCGCACAGGUCUGGAGGCGGUCUCGCGCGGCGAGGUCGGCGUGCUGCUGCUGGCCGGCGGUCAGGGCACCCGGCUGGGCGUCAGCUACCCCAAGGGCAUGUACAACGUGGGCCUGCCGUCGUCCAAGACACUGUACCAGCUGCAGUCGGAGGGCGUCCGCCGGCUGCAGCAGCUGGCCGGCGAGGUGACGGGCCGCGCCGGAGGCACCGUCACCUGGUACGUCAUGACCAGCGAGAGCACCAAGGAGCCCACCGUGCGCUUCUUCGAGCAGCACGAGUACUUCGGCCUCAGCGCCGACGACCUGGUGUUCUUCGAGCAGGGCACGCUUCCCUGCUUCGGCUUCGACGGAAAGAUCAUCCUGGAGAGUCCGAGCCGGGUGGCGCGCGCGCCGGACGGUAACGGCGGCCUGUACCGGGCGCUCGAGCGUGAGAACAUGCUGCGGGACAUGGAGCGGCGCGGCGUCAAGUACCUGCACGUCUACUGCGUGGACAACAUCCUGGUCAAGAUGGCUGACCCCGUCUUCAUGGGCUACUGCAUCUCGCGGGGAGCCGACUGCGGCGCCAAGGUGGUGGAGAAGGCCUUCCCGACGGAGGCGGUGGGCGUGGUCUGCCAGGUGGACGACCAUUACCAGGUGGUCGAGUACUCUGAGAUCACGCUGAAGACGGCGCAGAAGCGCAGCGCAGACGGCCGGCUCGCCUUCUCGGCCGGCUCCAUCUGUAACCACUUCUUCACGCUCGACUUUCUGAAAUACGUGGUCAGUGAGCACGAGAGUGAGCUGCUGCACCACGUGGCCAAGAAGAAGAUUCCGCACGUGGACAGCGACGGACAGACGCAGAAGCCCGAUAAACCCAACGGCAUCAAACUGGAGAAAUUCGUCUUCGACGUCUUCCAGUUCUCCAAGAAUUUCGCCGUGUGGGAGGUGCUGCGCGAGGACGAGUUCUCGCCGCUGAAGAACGCCGACGGCGCCGAGAAAGACACGCCGACCACGGCGCGGCUGGCGCUCUGCUCGCUCCACCAGCGCUACGUGCUCGCCGCCGGCGGACAGUUCGUCGACGACGACGGCAGGCCCAUUCCGCUCAUACCCAGCCCCGCCACCGGCAAACCAGAGGAGGCCAACAACAACAAGGGCCAGCAGGCCUGGGUGCGCUGGGAGGACCCGGUGAUCUGCGAGAUCUCGCCGCUGGUCUCGUACGCCGGCGAGGGUCUGGAGCCGCUGGUGGCCGGUCGCCGGUUCGUGCCACCGCUGCUGCUCAACGGGCCGGCCGGCGGACAGGGCGACCAGCCGCAGAGAACGGACACUAGCCGGCGGACAGGGAGACCAGCCCGCCGAGAACGGACACUAGCCGGCGAGAGAGCGGCCUCUGAGCCGGUAAUAGCGGCCGCUGAGCCACUGAGCCGCCACUGAGCCACUGAGCCGGCCUCUGAGCCGCCAUCCGCCGUCCGGCUCAGCGGGCCCUCACCGGGCAGUGUUCCGAGGUCGUCGGCGGCUUGAGUGCAGGUUUGACGUCACGUGGAUGUGUGCUGUGUGACGUCCAGCGAAAUCCAGCAGCAUCAGAAGGCCGAUAGUACAAACUGGUGGACGGCGAGGGCAGAACGAUGGCAUUACUAGCUGCCUACGGGGGACGUGAUGGCUUCAUUUUGAUUGGAUCAUUUUGGUCAAAGUGUUUCUUGGAAAAGCACACCUGACUGCCCAGAAGCAUGCGAAUCGAACAAGAAACUAGCGAAUCAGUUUGUGUGUUGAUUGGAUACACUGUAAGUUGGUAUCUGAUUGGCGGAUUGGGUGUUUUCCACCCCGUGAUUGGCCAGUUUUCCUCGGACCAGUGUGUGAUUUUUCACCGGCAGUGCCAUUAGUGUCCAUCCGCGGCUUAGAGCUGUCCCCAUCACCGACCACUGUGCGUGCACCGGCGCGGCAUGCGCUCGCGUUUUGUCGAAUUAUUCGUUCCGUGCUGCGCUGUCGGGUGCAGUCCGCCAUCAUACAUCAGCGUGCGCGCGGUGGAUGUAGCCUGUAGACGACAGCACGUGCCAGUCUGAGUUUCUGCAGCUGUGCCUGUCCCUGCCGUUGUGAACUAACUGCCCCAAACUGCCCGGUGGCGGCUGGUGUCGCCCGUCCUGCCCGUCCGGAGCCCGCCAGUAGCACGG
Amphibalanus amphitrite is the source of this 2595-nucleotide messenger RNA. Its product is annotated as UDP-N-acetylhexosamine pyrophosphorylase-like. Gene Ontology annotation, molecular function: UDP-N-acetylglucosamine diphosphorylase activity. NCBI's taxonomy places the organism in Eukaryota, Metazoa, Arthropoda, Thecostraca, Balanomorpha, Balanidae. Gene Ontology annotation, biological process: UDP-N-acetylglucosamine biosynthetic process. The transcript has 10 exons. The coding region runs from base 125 to 1861 and encodes 578 amino acids. The record is from RefSeq and is a predicted model, not a curated record.